Molecule: messenger RNA, 2442 nt
Organism: Diversispora eburnea
Lineage: Eukaryota; Fungi; Glomeromycota; Glomeromycetes; Diversisporales; Diversisporaceae
Source: the annotation of a GenBank genome assembly
AUGUUUUGGAGAUUCGGUCUAAAUCACUCUGCCAUUGACGGACUUUUGGAUAAAGAAGAUCUAACUUUAGAAGAAUUAUUGGACGAGGAAGAUUUACUUCAAGAAUGCAAAGCACACAAUAAUAAUCUUCGAGAUCCAGUAAUUCUUUUCCAACUAUUAAAUUAUAUAAUUCGGGACGACUUGGACGAAAGACAAAAAUUCAAAUACCCAUUUGUUGCGUGUGAAGUUUUGUCAUGCGAAAUUUGGACAAUUUGUGAAGCGAUCAUUGAUAAUGGAGAUUUGCUUAAUUCAUUUUGGCAAGUUUUGGAUCGUGAACCUCCAUUAAAUCCACUACAAGCAAGUUAUUUUAUGAAAGUCAAUGUAGUGUUAUUGCAGAAAAAAAUGAGUGAGAAAAUGUUGAAUCAUAUGGAAACGUCAGCCAUUAUGGAUUUAUUACUCAAAUUAAUUAGCGUAGAAGAAUAUCCGGAAGGAGCUGGAAUUAUUGAUUGGUUGAAUUCUGAAGGUCUUGUUGAAGAAUUAAUAUCUCGAUUGAAUCCUUACCUUGAACCCGAUGCACAUUCAACUACAGCUCAGAUUAUUAGCGAUAUUAUCGCCAUCUCUCAAUCAAGUAGUCCGGAACAAGGUGGCGUUGGUCCUAAUGCUCUAAGCAGAGAACUUAUUAGUGAUUAUAAUGAGGAAGCAAUGCUUUCAUUAUCACCACAUCAACAUCAACAUCAAUAUCCAGCUGUUGAUUUGAGUGAUAUGUUAAAAGUUUUGGCCAAUCGUGUAGAUGAUUUUAAAGCAUUGCUCGAAAAUCCUAAGUCUGUGUCAGGUCAAAUUGACACAACUAUUGGAAAGAUGGUUCCACUUGGAUUUGAAAGAUUUAGAAUUUGUGAACUUUUUGCAGAAUUACUUCAUUGUUCCAAUAUGGAUGAUGAUUAUCAAGAUCAAGAUCAUGAAUUUUCUCAUAACAUUUCUCAUGAUAAGCAAACAAAUAUAUUAAAUAUAUUGGAUGAAAAUAAUCAAAACAUUCAAAAAUCUCAAAUUGAAGUGGAAAAUCAAGAUGAUAAUCAAAAUAAUGAUCAAAAUAAUGUUGAAAAUGUUGAUCAAAAUAGUGAUAAAAAUGGAGAUCAAAAUGGUGAUAAAAAUGUUGAUGAAAAUAAUAAUGAUGAAAAUAAUUAUCAAAAUAAUGUUGAAAAUGUUCAAAAGGUUGAAAACAAAAAAGAUACAAAUCAUACCGAUUCCUGUUCGGUCUCUUCGGUUUCAUCACCAAUGUCGAUGGAAAUUGUCGAAAAUAUAAAGACACCUCCAGGUUUAGAACACAUGGUCCAACAAUUAAAUAAAUCUAAUGGAUCAACAAAUUCUCAAUUACCAGUUGGUGAUAUAUUAAAGGCUAAAUUUAUUGAAUAUAAAAUAAUACCUACAUGCUUGUGGAAUAAUUUCUUGCAUACCGUUGUGUACGAUAUGAUCGUACAAAUAUUUAAUGGACGAAUGGAUAUUGGAUACAAUAAAUCUUUGGCAAUUUCAGUUUUUACUGAUGGUCAACUCACCAAGCGAAUUACUAAUGCACAAAGAUUAAAUGAUUAUGAAGUGCAACCAAAAGGUGUGAGACUUGGUUAUAUGGGUCAUUUAACAUUCAUUGCAGAAGAAGUCGUAAAAUUGCUUGAUCGUUAUGCAGUUGAAAUUGGUGAAAAAGCUGAGGAUUGGCAAGAAUAUGUAUCUAAAACUUUACGUGAAACAAGAGAUCGCGAUCGAGAACCAUUAGGUGGCCAACGUCCUACUAAUCUUGAUAGUAUGUCUCCUAGUCGUGAUGAAAGUGAAGAAGAGGAGGAAGAGGAUGACGCAAUUGAAGGAGUUACUGAUGGCGACAUGGCUAGUGACCAAUUCGACAGAGAUGCCGAUUUCGAAAUGCAUGGAGCGUUUAUGAAUCAAAAUAUGCUUGAGGGAGAUCCUUUCGAAAAUCGACGGUCCGCAGUUGAUAAUUUCGUGGAUAGUGAUGAUGAUGAUUCAUCAAGUCAAUGGACUUUACCAAAUCAUCAAAAUCAUCAAGAGCGUAAACAGUUACUUACUAUUGCUGAUUGGUCCGCAGAUUUCCAAUCAGGAUAUAAAAUUAAUCAAAAUUCAAAUAUAUCUGCAAAUGAUCAAUCAUCUUCUACUACACCUAAUAUUACUAUCUCUCAAUCUAUUCCAUCAAAAGAAACAAAUGUUCAACAAACCCGAACAUUUUCAAAAAGUAUUCAAGAUGAUACAGAAAAAGAUAAUGAUGUAAAGGAAUCCACAGAGAAAUCUUCAAUUCCAGUCAAUUCCCAUUUACAUGAAUCUUUGGACAACACAAAUUUAGUAGAUUUACAACAUACGAACUUUGAUACUUUUGAUAAAAUAGGUAUAAAUUUGGAUAAUAAUGAUAAUUUAAAUGAUGACCAAAAAGUGAGAGAUGAUAAUCAAUUAGAAAUUCAUCAAUGA